GUGCUGAUACUGUACCACUGAUAGCACUGGUGCUGGUGGUACUGGUGGUGCUGGUGAUUUGAGCAUUUGCUGCCUUCUACUAUGUGAUGAAGCUUAACGAAGUCACACCCAAGUCUGCUUUGUACCCAGAACAGUGCCAGGGGGCAGUGUGGGUCAAAGCACUUCUUUUGAUUCUCUCAUAACAUAGGCAGAAAGAUAAGCUUCCCAGGAGGAAAGAGUUUUACCAUUGCCCCUCAUAAGGUGGAAAUAGCUGGUGUCCAUUCAAGCCCCUGCUCACACAUUCAGAAGGCACUUCGUAGGAACUCCCUCCCCUCCUUUGCUUCUGAGUCCCAGACCAGCAGUGAGAUUCUGCCCUUUGAAAUAUUUAUAACAUUCAAUUCACCAUAAAACACUUUGUAAAUGUAAGUGCUGUAAGUGGCACAAAUUAUAUCAGUAGCUUUUUGAGAAAUGAGGGGAAAAGGAAAAUGAAUUUAAGGGAAUGGGAUCCAGUGAGCCAACCUUGCUAUUUUCAAACCAUAAUAAAAGGCCGUAGAUCUGCAUUUUGUAAUUUCAGAAAUGACUAAUGCUUGGACUAUUUUUGAGCAUUGUAAGAGUGGCUUCAUCCCAGUAUAAAUCGUUCUUUCUACAUUGCACAGAUUAUGUUGCUUUUUAAAUCAAUAUUUUUAUUUCAUAGUAAUUUUGUUUCCAGGUCUAAAAAUCCUGAAAUUCCUUUCUUAAGGGGGUCCCUUUGUAUCAGCCACUGAGGAAGUCAUUGACACCUAACUGGCUUCUCCCAGCACCCACUACGUAGGCUACCCUCUCCCCAGUCCUGCAGGAGAGGCCCCUUGCUCACAAAUGCACAGGGGCCAGAAUUUUUCAUUGUUGGAAAUUCUCCUCACCUUGUGUAGAUACUAUCUCCAUCCAAUCAUCACUCCUUUGUUCUGCUGUUUGGAGCCCCCAGAAUAAAUCUACUUUUUGUAUCCUUCAUGUAUUGAGGAUGGUCACGCCCCUACCCCCACCCUCAAAUGAUUUCUUCCUCAUUGGACAGGAUUCCUGGAUGUCACCCUCCUGGUUACCUACUCCACUAGGUAGACUAGUACACAGACCAUCUAUUCUCCUGAGUCUCCACCACCUUGUUCAUAAUACUGUAUUUCUGAUAAUGAAUCCUAAAAUUAAGUUUGUUAAUUUGUUUUUGGCACCCAUAUCACACCAGUGUCUCAUAUUGAUUUAUAAACAAACCAAAACUCCAGACCAGUUGCUUUUUGAGCCUAAGUGCAAGAUGUAACAUGCUUCUCUGAAAUGUUGUCUUUUUUCCUUUGGGCUCAUUCUUUCCAGAUCCAGAUAUCUUUUGGAAUUCUGAUUCUGUCCAGUGGGUCUUAUCUAAAGCAUUCAUCUCUCCUAGCACGGUGUCCUUGGAUGACUUGAAAAGCCUGCCUGGUAGAUUGCUGAUGUAUUUACCUAGGCCCAGGACUCUGAAGAGGGUGACAAAUCCCUCAUAACGAGUUAGCCAAAUGCAUGCUGGCAGCCAACGGACUCAAGGCUCCUUAGAGAAGGCAGAAGGGUCUGGCUGUCAGAGGGUGCCACAGCUGCUGGGGUGGAGAAUCUGCUGGGGUGGAGGAUUGGAGGAGUUUUGGUUUGGCCAUUGACAUGUAAAUGUCAGAGGGGCCUGAGGCUGUUCCCCAGUGGACCCUCCCGCUUUCCCACACAAAGCCCUGGUUCUGUGAGGGCCACAGCUUUGCCUUUGUGAGGCCCAGGCUGUCCCAGCUGCAGAGGGAAGUCCCUGUCCCGAAGAUGGCAUAUUCAUAAAGAUACCUUCUGAUGAUUGUGAACAUCUUUACCUGUGGGUGCCAGGCCGGGCCAGUGACUUCGUGUUGAGCUGAAGGAACUUGUCUACCGCUUCCCUGAAAACCUUUCUUUCCUAAUUCAUGAGCCAGCAAGAUGCAGUCGCUGCACUUUCAGAGCGCCUUCUCAUAGCUGCGUACAAAGGCCAAACAGAGAAUGUGGUUCAGCUCAUCAACAAGGGCGCCAAGGUAGCGGUUACCAAGCAUGGCCGGACUCCCCUGCAUCUUGCUGCCAAUAAGGGCCAUCUUCCUGUGGUCCAGAUCUUGCUGAAGGCUGGCUGCGACCUCGAUGUCCAGGAUGAUAUACCGAUCUUUAUGGCAUGUUCUUUAUAUUAUGCAACUCCAGGAGCAAAUUCUCUCUUGCUUCCCGCCAAUCCUGUCAACUCUCAUUGGAGCGCUGAUGCCAUCUCUGAUUGGUCAAUGAGCAAUCACAUAGCCCCCGCCUCAGAAAUAGUCCAGGAUGCUGUGGCCGCAGUGAAAGCCAUGAAAGAAGAUAAAAAUAAGAAAAACCACAGAGGGAAGGUUAGGAAGGACCCUAGAAGAUCAGAAAGAGAAAAAGAGGGGGACCAGACCGCCUUGCACCGGGCCACAGUGGUCGGGAACACAGAGAUCAUCGCGGCACUCAUCCACGAGGGGUGUGCCCUGGACAGACAAGACAAGGAUGGGAAUACAGCCUUGCAUGAAGCAUCCUGGCAUGGUUUCAGCCAGUCAGCCAAGCUGCUUGUUAAAGCAGGAGCCAACGUGCUUGCCAAGAACAAGGCGGGGAACACGGCUCUGCACCUGGCCUGCCAGAACAGCCACUCCCAGAGCACGCGCGUCCUCCUGCUGGCCGGGUCCCGCGCUGACCUCAAAAAUAAUGCAGGAGACACCUGUUUGCACGUUGCUGCGCGCUAUAAUCACUUGUCCAUCAUUAGGCUCCUCCUCAGUGCUUUCUGUUCUGUCCAUGAAAAGAACCAGGCUGGAGACACAGCACUUCACAUUGCUGCUGCCCUAAAUCACAAGAAGGUGGCCAAAAUCUUACUGGAAGCCGGAGCAGAUACGACCAUUGUUAACAAUGCAGGCCAGACUCCGCUGGAGACUGCCCGCUGCCACAAUAACCCGGAAGUUGCUCUUCUCCUUACUAAAGCUCCCCAGGUCUUGCGCUUCAGUCGUGGGCGAAGCCUGAGGAAAAAGAGAGAGAGGCUCAAGGAAGAGAGGAGAGCCCAGUCUGUGCCAAGAGAUGAGGUGGCCCAAAGCAAGGGCAGUGUCUCAGCAGGAGACACCCCCAGCAGUGAACAAGCUGUGGCCAGAAAAGAAGCCAGAGAAGAGUUCCUGUCAGCCUCCCCAGAACCCAGAGCAAAGGAUGACAGGAGGAGAAAGUCAAGGCCCAAGGUAUCAGCAUUUUCUGACCCCACCCCACCAGCCGACCAACAGCCUGGACACCAGAAGAACCUGCAUGCUCAUAAUCACCCUAAAAAGAGGAACAGGCAUCGGUGUUCAUCCCCGCCCCCACCCCAUGAGUUCAGGGCAUACCAGCUCUACACAUUGUACCGGGGCAAGGAUGGGAAAGUGAUGCAGGCACCAAUAAAUGGUUGUCGAUGUGAACCUCUAAUCAACAAGCUGGAGAAUCAGUUGGAGGCUACUGUGGAGGAGAUAAAAGCAGAGCUGGGAUCGGUUCAGGACAAAAUGAAUACAAAGCUGGGGCAGAUGGAGAAUAAGACCCAGCACCAAAUGCGUGUUUUGGACAAGCUGAUGGUUGAGCGACUCUCUGCAGAGAGGACAGAGUGCCUGAACCGCCUGCAACAGCACUCAGACGCGGAGAAGCAUGAAGGGGAGAAACGGCAGAUCUCCUUGGUGGAUGAAUUAAAAACUUGGUGCAUGUUAAAGAUUCAGAAUCUGGAGCAGAAGCUUUCUGGAGAUUCUAGGGCCUGCAGAGCUAAAUCCACACCAUCUACUUGCGAGUCCUCUACAGGUGUGGAUCAAUCAGUGGUGACUGCAGGUCCAGCAGCAGCUUCUGACAGCUCCCCUCCAGUGGUUAGGCCCAAAGAAAAGGCCCUCAACUCCACUGCUACCCAGAGACUGCAACAGGAGCUGUCGUCUUCUGACUGUACAGGCUCCCGACUGAGGAACGUCAAGGUCCAGACAGCCUUGCUACCCAUGAAUGAGGCAGCCAGAUCUGAUCACCAGGCUGGGCCCUGCGUCAACAGAGGCACUCAAACUAAGAAGUCGGGGAAGAGUGGGCCAACAAGGCAUCGUGCCCAGCAACCCACAGCCAGCAGCACCUGUGGGCAGCCGCCACCAGCAGCAGGCGGCGAGCAGACUGGCCCUCACAUUCGGGACACCUCCCAAGCUCUGGAGCUUACCCAGUAUUUUUUUGAGGCUGUUUCUACCCAGAUGGAAAAGUGGUAUGAAAGGAAGAUUGAAGAAGCACGCAGCCAAGCCAAUCAGAAAGCCCAGCAAGACAAGGCUACAUUGAAGGAACACAUUAAAAGUUUAGAAGAGGAACUUGCCAAACUAAGGACUAGGGUGCAGAAGGAAAAUUAGCACCAAUAAAGAGGAAACACGAAAGGAUUCUUGAAGAUUUCGUUUUGCAACUGCAUAAUAGCUAUGCCCAAGGAGUCAUCUAUUGUAUAUAUUGCAGAUUGGCCUUUUUAAAGAAAAAUCACUAAUUCUACAAUGUGCCAGGUACAUGUUUCCUAUGCCCGGAAGUUAUGAAGACCUCAACAAUUAAACUGAAACCAGGGGAAGCUUGCUUAGUUUUGGGUUUCAUUAUAAACUCUUAGCCUUAGUCCAGGUUAAUCUGAAGUUUGAAAGCUCAGAUUAAGCAAGCCAUGCCAAGAAACUAGAUGAUGUGUAAGCCUAGACUCUAAAAUUCAAGAUGUGUGAAAUAAUGUAAGUCAAAAGCAAGAAAAACUUAAUCCCGUCUGAACUCAAGUAGUCAUUCAUAUAAAUUUGAACACACCUGCUGUGCCUAGACAAGUGUCUUUCUGUAAGAGAGCUGUCACUCUGAGACGUGCCAAAUAAACCCUCUUUCUCAAAUGUGUAAUUCUCCAACUGUUGACAUUUUAAUCCAUGAAAAGUUACUAGAUUUUUGAGGAGAAAUAUUUUCAUGAUGUCACAAGAUCCAGUAUAUCUUAUGAUAAAAUUUAUUGAAAAGUCAGUUUAUUUAAAUAAUGAGUAAUUGGCUAACAGCUCUGGAAACAAUGAGAUCAAAUGAGAAAGAUUCAAAUUGUUUGAUAUUUUCUGUAUUUUCAGUCAAAAAAUCAGUUAUAGUGAUUUUAAAGCAGAUUAAUGGAAAAAACAUUCAUGUAACAAUUACCUGAAGAUUUAUAACCUAUUCUUAAACCCAAUUAUAUCAGAAUACCUUUCUGAAUUUGAGAUUAUUGCUCUACAUUUUAUAAAGUAUAAGGCUAUUUUUCGAAAGUAUUUCAUUUUGAAUUGUCAUUAAAGAACCUCAAAAGCUUUCUACUGCUUUGCAGUGACUAUGUCAAGGCAAAAUAUUCAAUAACUCAACUUAGGCCCCACUGUUCCCCAGCUUCAUGGAGACCUGAAGACUUUACUUUGCUCCAUAAUGAAAUAUAAACGCAGAAACAAAGUUGUACAAGUAGCUUGGAUAUGUUGAAACUUUGGACAAGCUUCUUGUCCUUUGGAAUAUGGGAUUUAUAUUCAUCUCCUCAAUAUCCCAUGUAUGCAUAGAAACUUCAAUUCUAUUUCUGUAGACACAGGAACCUAGUGACUACUGAAUGUAAUUGUGAAUACAAUGCUGCUCGUUGAGCCAAAGAGAAGAAAUGACAUAUUAACAUGGGGACACCAAGAAAAACAAAGUAUGCUUUUAUUCCCUUUGUCGAGCUCACAGUUUUGGGUUUUGGUUUUUUUUUUAAAUAAUGACAAUCCAUAGAUAUAGACAUUCCUAAAAGAAAAAAUAUAUAAUUCAGUACAUAUAUGUCACUGUUACAGACCUGAAUAUGGAAUGAAUUUGAUGUUUUUGUUUGAUUUUGUUGAGAUAGGGUCUUGCUCUGUCACCCAGACUGGAGUGCAGUGGCAUGAUCACACCUCACUGCAGCCUUGGCCUCUCAGGCUCAAGCGAUCCUCCUGCCUCAACCUCGCAAGUAGCUGGGACUACAGGCGUGUGCCACCAGUCCCGGUUAAUUUUUUGUAGAUAUGGGGUCUCAAUAUAUUGCCCAGGCUGAAUUUGAUGUUAUUUCAAGUUGAUUUUCUUGUGUUUGAGAGCUUGUCUUGUUCUCAACUACUACGCAGGUAGACAGUCUUCCCCCAGAGACUCACUAGAUUGCAAUAUAGAGGCACUCUCUCAUUUCCCUGUUGUUCCUAAUACAGAAUUGUAGAGCUGGAGAGUACCUUCAGUUUUCUAAAUCUAUUCUCAAACAGGAUAUCACUAACCUCUUUAGAAUCAUUCCUCAGUAUACAUAUCAAUUUAUUGAGAACUGCCUAAUACUCAAAAGAAAUGAAAUCCCGAGUUCAGUAAGCUGUGUUCCAAGCCACAAUUAUUUUCACUUACCAAAAUAUCUCCUGUUACCUCAAGGUAUCCUUGUUGAGGAAUGCUGAAAACUAAAUUUUAAGUAUAAAGUCUAGACCAUAGAGUGCUUUGGUGGGAGUAUUUUGAUUAUAUACCUCCUGCCUAUCAGAAGCAGGCAGCUAAUAUUGUGGACUGAGUAUUUUUGUCAAAAGUCACAGGGAAGAGACUACAGAAGAAUGAGAAAGGUCAAAUGGACCUAGUGUGGCUGACCACAUGGAUCUUGUCUCUUGGAGGUCUGUUGUAGAAGAGAAAACACAUAGAGGUGAAGACACAGAACAGGCUCAGUCAGCAUCCUUACCCAGAGAUGGCAACAUCUAUUAAGACCAAUGCAAUACCUUUUCAUCUUCAACAAAUGUUGUUUCGUCUGUUUUUGAUCCUUGGCAUUGUCAAAAACUUAGCUGCAGGUCCAGUGUAUAUUUUUCCUUAUUUUUCCCUUUUAGCUAUGUGCUAAAAUGAGUAAAUGCCACAACUGUACUUUUCCAAAGAAACAGAACUAUUGACAAUUUAUAGCCUGUCAUGCAGGUCAUGUUUCAAAUCAAGGCUGAAAUUUUCAACAGCUAUGGGAAAAACUAAUGUAAAACAGAAACAUUGUACAAUAUUAGUGUUUUUUAAAAGAAACUGUUAGUGCAUUAUUGAGUAUACUAAAUAUCUGUGAAAGAUUAAAUGUAUUAGUUCUAAUCUUACUUUUGAUUUCGGGAGCCCAAAAUAAAGGAAGUGUUAUUUUCAUGGUUA
Messenger RNA from Cercocebus atys (sooty mangabey), 7065 nucleotides. It is a transcript of the gene ANKRD6, whose product is annotated as ankyrin repeat domain 6. Gene Ontology annotation, cellular component: nucleus; cytoplasm. Gene Ontology annotation, biological process: positive regulation of transcription by RNA polymerase II. The coding region runs from base 1905 to 4343 and encodes 812 amino acids. The record is from RefSeq and is a predicted model, not a curated record. Lineage: Eukaryota; Metazoa; Chordata; Mammalia; Primates; Cercopithecidae. Gene Ontology annotation, molecular function: protein binding; transcription cis-regulatory region binding. The transcript has 18 exons.